Molecule: messenger RNA, 540 nt
Organism: Vavraia culicis subsp. floridensis
Lineage: Eukaryota; Fungi; Microsporidia; Pleistophoridae
Exons: 1
Coding region: 1-540 (179 amino acids)
Source: RefSeq, a predicted model, not a curated record
AUGGAAAAUUCAACAACUUACACAGAGCAAUUGGUACCAACAGUAGCACUAGAACUUAGCACAGACUCCACAAAUGAACUGCCCUAUGACAUAUUAAGCAAUAUUAGCACACUACCUGUAAUAAUCGGUAUUGUCAUUCUGUUUUUUUGCGGCUCAGUGCUACUAUACCUGGUAGUACACUAUAUCAGGAACAAAUGGUGCACAAAUACUUCUCUUGUGUCGCAUAGAGCUGUCGAAUUUUUAACUUCUGAUGCAGAGCACAGAUUCGUAGAAAGUCGAGUCGUAAUAGGUCUAACGCCGUACAAUGAAGCAUCUAUCAGAAAUACGACAGGAAGACAAAAUUAUGGGAAUUCCGCAUCUUGUUCCAUCUCUGAUGAGGGGAUCGUGUUGGAGAACGAAUAUUCUUAUUCAUCAGGUCCAAGGGAUGCAAAUAUGCCAAUUUACAUCUUUGAACCUCCACUGUUAUGCUACCCAACUAUUACUCUUCCAAGUUAUGAGCAGUCAACAACCUCACCAUUACCACCGUAUUCAGAGAAAUAA